AUGCCUUCGAGUCCAGUGUACACUCGUCUCGAACAGUCGCAAAAGCAGAUAAGAGUACUCAUCAUUCAGCCGGGCCAACCUGAGCAGCCCGUGCGAUGCGCAUUCGACUUCAUAUCUCUCAAAGGCAUCCCAAUCCCGCCAUACGAGACUGUUUCGUAUGCUUGGGGCAAAGCAGUGUUCUCGGAAGAAAUCUACGUCAACGACCAAGUCUUCAAGGUCGCGAUCAAUGCGAAGAAUGUGCUAGUGGCCAUGCGAUACCCUGACAGACAGAGAAUAGUCUGGAUCGACGCCAUAUGCAUCGACCAGGGUGACCUGGAAGAUCGUAAUUACUGCGUUCAGCUUAUGUGCGAGAUCUACUCGAAUACGUGCGCAGGCUUUGUCUGGCUGGGUGAAGACGACAUCAACGCCAAGCAGACCUUUCGAGCCCUGGAAGAAAUGUACGACGAGGCUAGGCUGCAGACCAAAGACUUUGCGACCUUCAAGGAGACUGUCUGGCCGCAAUGGUGGAACGUGCACAGGCCGCCGACAAGCGUCAAGUACAAUCCGGAAGCGAUGGCGCGCAUGUUUGAGAAGUCUUGGUUCGCAAGGCUAUGGGUUGUUCAGGAAGCGGCUCUGGCACCUGACAGUAUAUGUCAUUGCGGAUCAAGCAGCAUACCUCUGACGCACCUUCUUCGAGCUGCUGUAUGGCUUUACAGUCAGAGCAAGGCCUUGCCGCAGCCUAUGGUGCGGACGACUCUUCACGGAUUGGCUCGAGCAGUACAUGUAGCAUCUUAUGCGGACUCUAUCUUCGAGGUUCCGUUCCAGGCUGAGACCAAUCUUCUUUGGAUGAUGAACACGCUUCGGCAGUACGAUGUAUCUAUGGACCAGGAUCAUGUCUACAGACUGCUUGGCAUGUACCAACGAUUCAAGCCUGGCCUCGACGCUCUUCCAGCAGGCAUUGCGCCCGAUUACAGUCGAGCAGUGCGGGAUAUCUACUGUGAUGCCGCCAAGCUCGCGAUGGCAGAGCUGAACAGCGCAGAUACUUUGCUUUACGUCUGCCAUAGAACGACCGAAGAGGUUAAGACCAAUUGGCUGCCCACAUGGAUACCGCAAUGGCAGCGCAAGCAAGAUCUCGAAGUCGACUACUUCCCUCUGAAUCACAAAGGGUUCCAUGCAGGUGGUCCAUCGUGCACCGUGGGUUCUAAUGUCUUUAUGGAGGGCCGACUCGACGUGCUUAGUCUUGAAGGCUUCAUUCUGGACGAGAUCCAUUCUGUCGCGCCAGUGUUUGUGGCGAGUAUGCUGGAAAAUGCAGAGGGGCUCCUCGUCUGGGUUAAGCACAUUGAGGAUUUGGUGCCAGGGUCCGACCUUGAUAAUGGCGAUCUAGCGCUGACACUGAUCGCUUCACUGUCCCACGCGAGAGCUCUGAUGACUCAAAAGCAGGCCCAGGCAGGCUAUGCAGCUAUCAAGCAUUUUAUGGUUGAGCACGGCCACUUGCCACGGAUCAAGGACAAUUACCAAAAGCCAAAUGCCAGUAUUGCGCAUGCUUACCUCGAGGCGUUGAGCAGAUGGUCUAAGAACCGUUGCUUUUUCAUCACCUGCAAGGGCUACAUAGGCAUCGGCCCAAAAGUCGUGAGGAGUGACGAUGUGGUGGUCAUACUACAGGGUUGCAGUGUGCCGUUGGUAUUGAGGCAUUAUCUGCGAUCUGAGGCCUCGUACUUUGUAGUUGGGCAGGCUUAUGUCAAUGGUGUUAUGUUCGGGGAGGGGGUUGUAGCGCACAGAGCAAGAGGACGGUGCGACGAUAUUAUGCAUCUUGUGUGA
Molecule: messenger RNA, 1797 nt
Organism: Recurvomyces mirabilis
Lineage: Eukaryota; Fungi; Ascomycota; Dothideomycetes; Mycosphaerellales; Teratosphaeriaceae
Exons: 3
Coding region: 1-1797 (598 amino acids)
Source: RefSeq, a predicted model, not a curated record